Molecule: messenger RNA, 4437 nt
Organism: Anopheles moucheti
Lineage: Eukaryota; Metazoa; Arthropoda; Insecta; Diptera; Culicidae
Product: RNA-binding protein 25
Exons: 6
Coding region: 604-3366 (920 amino acids)
Biological process (GO): mRNA processing; regulation of alternative mRNA splicing, via spliceosome
Cellular component (GO): spliceosomal complex
Molecular function (GO): mRNA binding
Source: RefSeq, a predicted model, not a curated record
UGCACGGAUGGGCUAGCAAUUGUUAAGAAAUUGUUCUAGGAUUUCCUCAAAACCGGCUCUCAGCUAGCGUAUAUUGUGAAGUGAAAAUCGUUUAUAUGCCGUUAACGUUGAUUACGCGAAGGAUUACCCUUGUAUGCCACAUUGACUGUAAGUUGAGCGGUACACGGCAGGAAGCAAAAAAAGUUCUUCGUUUCCAUCUUAGCGCGCCUCCGUCGACCCUCUGGGCUGGGGUUACGUGUGUGUAGCAGUGUGCAAAGUGUGUGUAUCCCGUAUAAGAUACCGGGAAGGUUGGUUGGCAAGCGGAACAAUAUUGUGCUCCACCAUAGCAACUGUGAUGGGCUGCUAAUCGGUGUAAAGCCAAAUCAUAAUAAAUCGAUUGUUGACAAACUGACCGACCGACAGAUAUCCAGAGAUUUUCUGAUGUUCAAUGCAAGCGUCUGCUGGAAGGAGUAAAAACAACUAAACAACUUUGGUAAAAGUUCUACAGUGGAUUCAGGAAGCUGGAACCCAGCCUUACCGGAGAUUGUUGACUAAAUUUGCUGUAUUCUGAACAAAAAAUAACACUGGAUUUCAUAUAAGAAAGUGAAUCAGCAUACCAACAUCAUGUCUUUUCACCCCAGACCUCCGGGAACCACGAUAGUUUCCGCUGGUAUCCCGUAUAUCGCUCCACCAAUAGUACAGCAACCCAUGAUCCCGGCUAUGAAUCAGCCACCUCCAUCUAAUCGUGGCGGAAGCUUCCGUUCCGGGGCAACGAUUGGCUCUCGUCCACAGAUGUAUAACAACAAACCUCCGCCCCAACCGGAACCUGUGUACGAUGGUCCGAUAGUGACCGUGUUUGUGGGUAACAUUAGUGAAAAAGUGCCAGACCCAAUGAUAAAACAGAUUCUUGCAACUUGCGGAACAGUGGUUAACUGGAAACGUGUAUCUACCUUCGGAUUUUGCGAAUAUGAUCCUGCCGGAGGCGCGAGAGCCGUGCGCUUGGUGCAUGACCUAGAGGUCGGUGGUAAAAAGCUGGUAGCUAAGGUAGAUGCCAAGAAUAAAGCACUACUCGAUUCGUUCCGUGAGGAUGAAAGCAAUGCCGAAACAACGAACGAAGUGUCGGAAAAGCGGGGUGAUGAUGAUGCAAUGGAAGCUAUCGGUCGCAUAUUGGAAGACUUCAAGGAGGAACUGGCUGCGGCUGAGCAGCAGCAAGAAGAAACGCAAGCAAAACAGAAGAAAAUGCUGCAAACGGUAGACAUAGAAGAUGGCAAACGGGACAUAAUUAACAAGGAGAUUGGAAAGUUUCGCAAAUACACCGAGGAAGAAGAGUUAAAAAAGGAAAAGGAAAAAGAACGUAAGAAGCGUGAAGAAAAGCGAGCAGAAGAGAAACAGCGACGCUCAGUGUCGCCUAGGAAAGAUAAGAAAACUUCAAAUUCAUCUAGGCGGCGCAGCAGGUCGCGAUCGCGUGAUCGUGAACGGGAUCGCGAACGUGAGCGGGAACGUGAGCAGCGCGAACGCGACAAAGAACGUGAGCGUGAGCGGGAGCGAGAGCAGCGUGAACGUGAACGCGAACGUGAGCGGGAUUUGGAACGGCAGCGCGAACGUGAAAGAGAACGUGAGCGGGAGCGGGAAAGGGAACGUGAACGGGAUCGCGAGCGGGAGGAUAUGAAGGUAAACCGUAAUCCUCGCGACAUCCAGAAAGAGAAGGAAAUGGAGGAGGAGGCCCGCGAACGCAAGAAAGCCGAGAAGAAAGCCCGCGAUAAGGAGGCGGCAUACCAGGAACGAUUGCGGAACUGGGAAGCUCGUGAAAGGAGAAAAGCCAAGGAUUACGAAAAGGACCGGGAGAAGGAUCGAUGUAAAGAGGAGGAACGUGAGAAAGAAGCGAAGCGACUGAAAGAGUUUCUCGAGGACUAUGACGAUGAUCGUGAUGAUCCAAAAUACUACAAGGGGCGAGAACUCCAACGAAGACUUGCUGAACGAGUUCGCGAAGCUGAUGCUGAUUCCAAGGAUCGCAACAAGGAGCAGGAAGAGUUGGACGAAUUGAAGAACAAGAUAUUCAGUGGAGAGUACGAUAACCCGACGCUCGAGUUCGAGAAAGCCAAAAAAGAACGCGAAGAUCUGUACAAACCGAAAAUACUGAUCGACGUGAAUCUGGAGCAGUCGCAACAACGUGAACGUGAGCUCCAGCGGGAACGGGUUCGCGAAAUAGAACGCCAGCGUGCUAAGGAGCGGGAGCGCAUGAAUAAGGAACGCUACGUAUUAGCGCAAGCUUCGAGGGAACUUGCUUCCGUUGAUGCGGAACCAAUCGAGUCCGACUCAAGUGGGCAGGACAAUUUCAAUUCACCAGCCGGAAGUGCACUGCAAGCAGCGAACAGUAGUGCGUCCAAUGGGCCUGGUUCAGGUUCGGCCAGUAUAAUGGAUGGAAUGGGUAAUAGUAAUCAUCACCAUCACCACCAUCAUCACCCCCAUCACCAUCAUCAGCAUCACCACACUCACCACAAUGCGGUGGAACAACGUGUAGCCUCUGCUGGACAGCAUCCUCCACAUGCAGGUUCCGAAACACGUGAUUCUUUUGGUUUGAUGGGGCAUGGUAGCGGAGCAGUGAAUGCAUCCGGUGGAGUCGGCGGAAUGCUGGACGAUGAUAGCUCUCGGCACUCGAUACGGUCAAACUCGCAGCAUGGAAUUCCCGAGAGUCCAGAUGCAAACAGUAACAGCGAGAUGAACUCUAUAUCGGACAAAUCGUCCCAUCAUCACCAUCAACAGCUGCUGCCCCAACAAUCAGCUGUGGGUCCCACAAUUAGUUUGAAUUUGAACGUGAACGCGAAAAAGAAAAGGCUCGAGAUGAAGGACGUGUUCAACAGUCUUGAUGACGAUACGGAAGAAUCGAACGGUCCUAAAAAACGAAAGCUAGUUCCAUUAGAGUAUGAGGAUGGACGAGGUCAGAUGGACACACCCAUUGGAACAGCAAAUAGCACGCCCGCAGGUUCCGCACCUAAAUCAUCAAAAGGGAAAAAGGAUGAUCCUUCGAAUCGGGAAACACAAAAGUCGCAGGAAGAGAAACGCAAAAAUAUUAAGAGUAUUAUCGAUAAAAUACCAACGGAGAAGAGCUCGCUCUUUAACUAUCCGCUCGACUGGAACGAGAUCGAUAGUACGAUCGAGAAGAAAAUUCGACCGUGGAUAAACAAAAAGAUCAUUGAGUACAUAGGGGAACCGGAGCCAACACUGGUGGAUUUCAUCUGUUCAAAGGUGCUCGCCGGUAGCACUCCCCAGGGCAUUCUGGAUGAUGUGCAAAUGGUUCUCGAUGAGGAAGCUGAGGUUUUCGUGGUGAAAAUGUGGCGGUUACUGAUCUAUGAAGUGGAAGCAAAAAAAGUAGGACUGGCGAAGUAGGUACGAACACGAACACAUAUGCCAGCCAUGACGAUGCGAAGCAAAAUGAGAAAGGAUUUUCACAAUAUGGAAUAAUACGGAAGGAUGCAAAACAAUGUGGCCGUACAAAAAGGAGCUCAUUCAUAUGUUCCCUACCUAAGACCGGUGAGUCAGUCGACAGCGGUCUGUGAAAUGAAUGCUGGUGGACUUGAUUAAGCUAUACCGUUAACGCUAGGAAAUUGUUCUACAAAGGAAGAAGGAAUGUCUUGAGUACGAACUCAUCCAUCUAAUAAACCUUUUUCCAGAUUUAUCCCACUGCAUCCUUUUUGUGGUAUAAUGACAUGAUGUACAAUCCAAGAAUCUGUUGACAUAUUUAAGUACAUCUCCGUAAAGAGUCUCCAGCGUAAAAGGAGUUUCAGUUAAAAAUGACAUCAUUCAAUAUUUCAAACCCCACUAAGCAAAAAAAGCCGGAGUUGUAAUAAGUUGGAGGCGCUACAUUAUUUGUGGCCCAAGUAAGGUGUUCUACGUUCAUUGAACUGUUUUUGGUAGAACAACCGUUAGUGAGAUUGUAUUGCCAUUAGGUCUUGUUUAAUAUUAUACUUUUUCUUAAUUUCUUUGUUAGACGUACUCUAGACACGAGACAGUGACACAGGAUUGUUGAAAGGGCGAAUUAGAGAUAAAACGUUUGGUUUGGUCUGCGUAUAUAAUUUAGUAUGAACCCAUUGCAUCGAUCCGGUAACAGGGGUUUAAGUGGGAAGAAUAGCAAUAGUAGUAGCGGAAAGGGUUUGAUCUAUUUUGUAAUGUUCGUUUUUCGAAAACGAGUGUAUGUAAAAACUAAAAACUUGUGAGUAAAUAAUAGUACGGAAAAAGCUCCCAGCGUCUUCAGAACGACAUUAUUAAAACGUUAACCAUUCACGACUUGUCCACUAUAGAGAUGCGAAAACAAUAGGGAGCACUAUGCCACGUACAGCGAAUGUGUAAGAAAAACCAACAUUUACCAAACAUAGUGCAACAAAGCCAUAUAAAUACACACUCAGCCGAAGGCAUCUAUCAAUAUGUCUGCAAAAUAUGGUCCUUCAAUUCCUUUGCGUU